UGCUCCAAGGGGCCUGUUUCCACACUGUAGGGAAUCUAAUCUAACAAGCACUAAUCAGCCAGUUUCACACAACCUCACUGACCACUUUCUCCCCAUCCUCUCUCAUUUUCAGUUUCUCCUUCUCUCGCUAAUGCUCCGCCCAGUUAUCUUUCUCGGCUUCUAAUUGGACGGAUGUCGGAACUCUGUGUGUCACAUCCGAGCGGAUUGGGUUAAAAUGUAUUACAAAUAGUUACAGGAGACUCAUUCAUAAAAUAAUCAAAGGGCUGGGAGAGAGGGGUAAAGAGAGUGCGGGAGUGGGACACAGAGGGGAGAGAAGAGGGAAUUGGGGCGGGAAGAGAAAAGAGUGGGACCUAAAGCCCGACGGCGGUUGGGGGACGGGUGGGUGAGGUCGUGCUGAAUGAAUGAGCCGCGGAGAGUGAGCAGAUCACGGGGCCGGGGUUCGCUUUCUACCCGUUAGCGGCUCUGGGGAAGCAUGUGGAAGGGACAGGGCUGCGGGGCGCUUGUUUUGGCUCUGGUCUGGCUGAUGCUUGCUAUUUGCGGCCGGGCCCGUGAGCCCAGCGCUGCCCACAAUCGGCGCCUAGCUCCUGGAAGAGGGAACCAGCAGGCAGUGCCUCUAAGUUUGAAUGUCUGUGGCAGUGGCUGCUGCAACGGAUGGGCAUUGGGACCCCAGACCAGACAAUGCACAAAACCUAUCUGCUUCCCCCGCUGUCAGAAUGGUGGAUUUUGCCAACAGCCUCAGACGUGUUUGUGUAAGCCCGGCUUUACCGGCACACGAUGUGAAAUAGUGACUGACCUUCAGCUCCCAACCAAUCCCACAACAGUUUCACCCAAGGCACAGCUUGUGCCAGCUUUGUCAAUGGGACGCAUCAGUAAGAAGCAAAAGAGAGAGAAAGCAGGAGGGAAGAAAGCAUCGAGCGCUCGCUACGUUGGCCGAAAGAAGUCUACGGUCCGAUGGCAACCACUCACUGUGAAACAGGCACAGACAGUGUUACUGAGGAAACUGACACCCUCCAGCCAGCAUUCUGCCAAAAUUGCCAAGAGACAGCCAAUGCCACCUGAUGCCACAGCCAAUGCAAAAAGCCAAGGCUCAAAGAAAUAUGAAGAGAGCCAACCUAGAGUUAAACAAGCAAGUAUCAAAGUCCUCUGUUUGCUUCAGUGUCAGAAUGGUGGAGUGUGUAUUCGAAAAGACCGUUGCCACUGUCCACCAGGGUUCACUGGGAAAUUCUGUCAGAUCUCCACCCGAUCGGCCAGCAGCAGUCAGGUUCCUGACGGUUUCCCAACAAGAGAUCCAGAGCGACACCGUAAACCAAGAGUGGAAACUGUAUACACUCUCCCACUCUCCAACCAACAGCUUUCAAACCAAACAGACCGAUUGAUUCCGCCAAUCGUUAAUCUUCGAGUCCAGCAUCCUCCUGAAGUCUCAGUGAAGGUUCAUCAGGUCACCCAGGUGGUUGGGGAGAAACACACAAAUUCUGCUCAGUUCCACGUCCAGGAGCCAACGUCCCAGAGAGCACCACAGGAGCGACAGGGACCUCUCACUGCUGCUCCCCGAUUGGAUGCAGAGUCUGUGUUUGGAUACUGCUUCACUGAAAUCACCAGCGGACAGUGUGCUUCCCCACUGACCGGCCUGCGGACAGUCGAACGUUGCUGCCAAGGAGGUGGUGUUGGCUGGGGAGUGACCGAAUGCAUUCAAUGUCCCAUUACACCAGGAAAUGACUGCCCCCAUGGAUUUGAAAAAACUGCUGAUGGGCAGUGUCAAGAUAUCGACGAGUGCUCCCUGCCAGGAAUCUGUCAAAAUGGAAAGUGCCUGAACGUGAGAGGCAGUUACAGCUGUGUGUGUAGCCAAGGGUUUGUGCAGGAUACCUCUAAGAGCCGCUGCAUCUCACAGCAGGUGAUCUCAUUAACCAAAGGACCUUGUUAUCGGAUUUGGAGGAGCGGAUCCUGUUCCCUGCCUGUGAGACAGAACAUCACAAAGCAGAUCUGUUGUUGCAGCCGAGUUGGGAAAGCUUGGGGAACAGAGUGCCAGAAGUGCCCAUCCCCACUCACAGAGGGAUUUCGGGAGAUUUGCCCCGCGGGUUCUGGAUAUCAUUACAUCCGGUCAGACCUCCGCUUCAGUAACCGGGGACCAGGGGAGAGGGACCAUGGGAUCACCAAUAUGGAUCGAGCAUCACUGACAAGUACCUCAGCACCAUUUGUUCAGCCCACACACGCUCCGAGGCUGAGAGAGACAGUGAGCACCGUCAGGACAUCACCCACAACAGCAGCUGUGCCCAGGACCCACCGACCAGCUCCUGAGGUUCACAUCUGUCACCGGAUGCCGCAGAUCUGUGGGCCAGGACACUGUGUGAUCCGCCAGCUUGGUUACACAUGUGCAUGUAACACUGGUUUCCAGCUGAACUUGGAGCGCUCGCGUUGUGUUGAUACUGACGAAUGUAGAGUGAGACCUCGGCCAUGCCUCAAUGGUCGAUGUGUGAACACAGUCGGCAGUUUCCAUUGUGCCUGUUCCAAGGGGUUUUCAGCCAAUUCUCACGGGACGGAUUGUGUCGAUAUCGAUGAGUGUCUGGAUAUAUCCACAUGUCCGAACGCAGAGUGUGUGAAUUCACUCGGAUCAUUCCGCUGCCUGCCCUGUCCAACCGGCUACAGAAUCCAGAAUCGAAAGUGUUCAGAUAUUGAUGAGUGUGUAAAUGCUGCACCGUGUGGGAAUUCUGGAAGAUGUGUGAACACGGAGGGAUCGUACCAGUGUGACUGUAACCCUGGAUAUCGGCAAAGCGCUGACGGCAAUCGAUGUGCAGAUAUCAACGAAUGUUUUGAGGGAGAUUUCUGUGCUCCAUACGGGGAAUGUUUGAAUAGUGUGGGAUCCUACACCUGUCUCUGUGCUGAGGGAUUCACUACUUCUGCUGAUCUUUCCACCUGUCUUGAUGUUGAUGAAUGCACACAGCCAGGUGUCUGUGAUCGUGGGAGCUGUACCAAUACAGUUGGGUCAUUUGAGUGCGUGUGUGAGCCUGGAUUCCUCGUUGAUGAAGAUCGAUCCCAGUGUUUUGAUCUUGAUGAGUGCACUGAAUAUCCAACCAUCUGUGGGAGCAAAAGAUGUGAGAAUAUUGCUGGCUCCUUCCAGUGUAUCACUGAUUGUAGUGAAGGAUUUCAGCUCAAUCCUGCUCAGGACUGCAUUGAUAUCGAUGAGUGUGUCAAUGCCACGAUUUGUGGGUUGAAUGCAUAUUGUCAAAACGUGGCUGCUUCCUACCAGUGCCACUGUGACCAGGGUUACCAGAUGACAUCAGAUGGUUCACGGUGUGUGGACGUGAACGAGUGUGAGACUAUCGACGGUGUCUGUGGCUCUGCUGUCUGCGAGAACGUGGCCGGGUCAUUCUUCUGUCUUUGUCUGGAUGAAAAUGAAGAGUUUGAGCCAAGGACAGGACGGUGCAAUCGACGACCUGUCCCGGAUCGGCCGAUGUUCCUGGGAGAGACCAUGAGGGAGGAGAACGAAUGUUACUACAACUUAAACGAUGUGCAGCUUUGUGAAAACAUUCUGGCACGGAAUGUCACAAGACAGGAAUGUUGCUGCACCGUGGGCGAGGGCUGGGGGAGAGAGUGCCGAAUCUACCAGUGUCCUGUUCCUGGCUCAGAUGAAUAUCAGUCUCUGUGUCCUCAAGGGCAAGGAUUUCUCUCCAUCCCACAGUCAUCAUUUGGAAGGAACUACAAAGAUGCUGAUGAAUGUUCCCUGUUCAGAUCUGAGGUCUGUAAGAAUGGUGUCUGUGUGAACACAGUUCCUGGCUAUUCCUGUUACUGUCCAACCGGCUAUUAUUACCACUCCAUCCGGCUGGAGUGUGUGGAUAAUGAUGAGUGUGAGGAAGAAACUGCCUGUGAUAACGGCGAGUGUGUGAACACAGUUGGAUCCUAUUACUGUUCUUGUCAACCUCCCCUCAUUCUUGAUGUGACACUUCGACGAUGCAUCUCGAACAGCAGUGAACAGUUUGAUGUGCACAUGGCUCUCUGUUGGCAGGAGGUGACAGUGAACCUGUUGUGUAAACGGCCAUUCCUGGAGAGACAAACCACGUACACAGAAUGUUGUUGCCGAUAUGGUGAAGCCUGGGGAAUGGACUGUGCCCUUUGCCCUGCCAGAAACACAGAGUAUCACAAUGAGUUGUGUAAUUACCUGAGUGUGCCUCUGAGUGAAGACGAGGAUUUUUCUCAAGGGCUGGAAUAUGAAAGCUAUGAGCUACCAAUUGGGCCUGAAUUCCCCCCAGAUUCUCUCAGUCGUUAUCGUCCACGAGGGUAUGUUCCAGUUCCACCUCAGAUUGGAGAUGGGCGUGACUACAGACCUCCAGAACGCGAGCCAUUCCUGCCCCGGGAUUCCCUGCCCAGGCGCCCUCCUUAUGACUCCCGUCAGCUGCGCUCUGGGACAGCCUACAGGAGGCAGAACUCACCCAGCCGGCGUCAUUACCAGACCCGAAGCAGGCAUCUGGGACAGGGCUACAGCACUCGAAGCAUCCAGACACAUGUCCCAGAUCGAGAGGCAGAUCAACCCUGGCGUCGCUACCAGCUCCGGGAACCUGUCCGAGCUGCUCCAGAAUUCCGAUCUCCCAGUGUCCCCCUUCUCGUCAGCAGCAAUGAGGAAUAUGACAACCAAUUCCAGCGUUAUGAGGGUCUGCAAGCUGAGGAAUGUGGGAUCCUGACCGGCUGUGAGAACGGGAAAUGUAUCCGUGUCCCUGAAGGAUUUACCUGUGCCUGUGACGACGGUUAUCAACUCGACAUGACCAAGAUGACGUGUGUCGAUAUAAACGAAUGUGAUGAAGUGGAUGACCCGAAGACACUCUGCAGAAACGCAAAGUGUGCCAACACUGACGGUUCUUACCGAUGUAUCUGCUUACGGGGUUACGUGUUGUCACGGCAACCCAACUACUGUGUGCCAGUGGAGCAGAGAGCAUGAAGAGAGCAGGCCUGUGAAACCAAAGAUUCAGACUAGCAAUCAAUUCCACGUUUAUCAGACAAGGGGAGUGGUAUAGAAUAAGAGGGUGGAAGGUAUUUAUUUAAUUGCUAUUUAAUUGAUAUUGGACAGCACCAGGGAAGGAAUGUAAUAAAUGCCCAGCCACAUAAAAUGAGAUAGGCAUCCCUGAAUUGUGCCAUUCAGGCUCUCUUCCCAAAUCUUUAAGCAGGUAUCUGUUGGGCUUCAACCCAAUAGCUGGAAGAUUCAGUCCCAUUCCCUCAUAUAGCAAGGAAUUCUGAAUUUCUUUCUUGAUCACAAAAACACAAAAAAGAUCCCAGGUAUCAUUUGAAAUAUCUACCUGCCUGUUUUAUAAAAUGUCAUUACUUUGUGGGGUUGAAUUAAGAUGUUGCCAGUCACUGUGUUGCUUUAUCCCUGAGAAGCCCCUGCCCUUUGGAGAAAUGAUUUUUCUCACUGUGUAUUUAGCAGGGAUGUAAACAGAAAGAACCCCACCUGCCAACCUCCUUCGCUCCUGUGCUCUCCUGCUAUACCCAGCACCACAACAAAUCCUUAGUGCUUCUCAUUCACUCUGAGACAGUGAAGGUGAUGAGCCAUUCGAACAGUGAAAGAGGCACCCAAGCUGAAUGACCCAAUAGGCAAUGGCAUACACUGGAUGAUGAUGAGGUAUGGGACACUGACUGAUUUCCUCCUCCUUGCCCAGGGGAUGUUAAACAUCCAACAGCAUCAGAUCGUGCAGCAAAGACGGAGAUCAAAGCUGAACUGUAAACCUUAGUGAGCAUCCGGUAGAAACUUGAUUUAGCAGCAGUUCAUCAGUUUCUCUCAGAGAAAUCACUGAAACACUGGGCUCACAGAGAUGGUAAAGUUUGCCGUAAUCUGAUUUACAUAUUAGAUCUGGUAAAAUUUCCCAUUGACCUGAUGUUUUCGUCGGUUCUAAUCACUGAGAAUGGAUCCUGGAACUUGAUUCAAAAGUGUGAACAUCUCUAUGCUCUUUUGAUGCCUUCGGUAAAUCCACCUACUUCUAAUCACGCUCUCUGUCUGAGUCAACGCUGAUCUUCCUGUCAAUCGCUGUGAUGUGUAAUGGGGCAGCUUCUACAAUGAAAACAGCAUGAUGUUGUAACAUGUUGCCAUUCCCUGUCCAUCCAAUCCAUAUUGAGCCCUGUUUGAGAUUUUGACAAAUCUAAGCCUGCUACGUCCUGACCCUCUGCUUCUUUAUCAAUUUCUUUUCCAUUCUUUGCAAUCACAACAAGUGUAGACAUUAGACCUUGCAUUUUCACCUUGAUUUCUCAAAGAUAGUCAAUUUUCAGAGAUGAAUGGGGGUUAGGAAUCCCAUAAUGACCAUAAUGACAAUUAAAUACAUAAUCUUAACCUCAAGAGGCUACUGGACUUUCAUUAGCCAACAUCCCUCUGUCUCCCCCAUUCAAAAAUAACCAUGUAGUGAUACCACCAUAACCAAUCCUAGACUUUAGAUUACUGCUUCUAUCUAACUAGCACACCAGAAUCAGGAACAAAAUUAUGGCUGUCACAAUGGAAGAACUCAUCACUAAUCACUGUGUAAAACAGCAUCAAAGAAAUCAGCAGCAUUGAAACAAACCUGUGUCCCUCCUUCUUACCCACUGUCACUAUUCCCUAUUCCUCGUUCUAUCUAUUAAUGUGCUGUUCUAGUCCUUGUCCCAUAUAAAUAAUCCUUCCUGCAGGAAUAACACAUUUCUUUUGUAACUUUCUUUCUUCUGAGAUCAAAACAUUGAGAGACAAACUGAUUUUGGAAGGAAUUUCCAGGAAUAAUAUUCCCAACAAAAUCCAGAAAGAGUAAAACUGAGACAAUUGUUUUCAAUAUGCAGGGGCGUUAUUUCUCCAUGUUUGCUCUCCACAUUCUGUGCUGGUCAGGCUCUUUAUACGAUCGAUAAAUUUGGUCUCACACUGUGUCUCGCCCACAUUUUGCUGCAAUUUAGAAUAGCUGAGAUAUUGUUGGGUAGCUCCACAAAUAUCCCACAAGCUUUGCCACUUGUGAGAGUGGCUACUGAUAUUCGUGUACUUUUGCUAUGAAACUACAUAUUUUGUACAUGUUUAUGAAUAAUGAGGGCAUUUUUUACACUUUUGGUUUGUUGUACUGUUUCUCAACUUCUUUUUAAUCCGCUCACAUUAAAAGCCAAAAUAAAA
Messenger RNA from Stegostoma tigrinum, 7099 nucleotides. Its product is annotated as latent-transforming growth factor beta-binding protein 1-like. Bases 473 to 4927 code for a protein of 1484 amino acids. NCBI's taxonomy places the organism in Eukaryota, Metazoa, Chordata, Chondrichthyes, Orectolobiformes, Stegostomatidae. The record is from RefSeq and is a predicted model, not a curated record. Gene Ontology annotation, molecular function: calcium ion binding. The transcript is spliced from 29 exons.